GGAGAAGGAGAUUCUCAAUUCCAGCGACGAGGAAUACCACCAAAAUUGGCGGAAUUCAAGAUCCCGACGAUCCUAAGCUGUCAGCCGGCGCCGAGGAAAUCGAAAAGCACGCCAAUCUCCUGCAAGCGGAAGCUGGUGUCGGAGCUGGCCUUCAUUGACAUGGUCAACCGGGUGGAGGUCGAAUCUUCUUCCGAUACGGUUUGCUGCUGGCCAAGCGGAUCAGGUGCACCGGUCUCAUCCCUUGUAAUUUGUUAA
Messenger RNA from Linum tenue, 255 nucleotides. The record is from the annotation of a GenBank genome assembly. NCBI's taxonomy places the organism in Eukaryota, Viridiplantae, Streptophyta, Magnoliopsida, Malpighiales, Linaceae.